GUGAUAAAAAUCAUUCAAAAUAAUGUCAGGUGAAUACACAUAUAUUCAAAUUGCCAAAAUUCGAAAACGAAACCGAAAAAACCAAAAAGACUUUAGUCGCUCACAAACUAUGCGGCAUUGAGGGUGGAUAUCGAAAAGCCAAAAUUCGAAAGCGAAAUCGAAAAACCAAAAACUAGCAACAACAAUCAACAGCAAUAGCAGCAGCAGCAGCGGUAGGAAGGAAUUCAUUUCACCUAAAUUUUAUUCGCAAUUUGUUCACUGAGAGGCAAGAAGCAACAACAGCAGCAGCAGCAGCACCACCACUUUUACCACCACCGACGUUUCUAUCUCAUCUAUAUAAGCAUGUUAUUUAUGUGUCACCAAAUGGCCAUGAAGAAGGAGGCCCAAGACAAGAUCAAAGCGGAGGAGUUACGUAAGGCUCAAGCCGGUUCAGAUAUACCGAUCAUUUGGAUUCUGGGAGGUCCCGGUUGUGGCAAGGGCACACAAUGUGCCAAGAUUGUAGAGAAAUAUGGCUUCACGCAUCUGAGUAGUGGUGAUUUGCUGCGCGAAGAGGUGGCUUCCGAUUCUGACAAGGGUCGCCAGUUGCAGGCCAUUAUGACGAGUGGCGCCUUGGUGCCAAAUGAGGAAGUUCUUUCGCUACUAAACGGAGCCAUUACCCGGGCCAAGGGCAGUUCCAAGGGUUUCCUCAUCGAUGGUUAUCCCCGUGAAAAGGGUCAGGGCAUUGCCUUUGAGGAGCAAAUCGCUCCCGCCGAUUUGGUUUUGUAUUUCCAAUGUGCCGAGGAGACCAUGAAGGAUCGUAUUCUGGCCCGUGCCAAUGCAGCAGCUGUGAAGCGAGCGGACGACAAUGAGGCAACCAUUUUGGCACGUUUGAAGACAUUCAAGGAUAAUACCAACGCCAUAUUGGAACAAUAUGUCGAAAAGACAUUGACGAUAAACGCCAAUCGGCCCGUUGAUGAAAUCUUCUUGGAUGUCGUUCAGGCUAUUGAUUGUGUAUUAAAAAAGAAACAGAAAGCAUCGGCUUAAUCUCAAUUAGUUAACGGAUCUUACAAUACCAAAAAACGCAAAAAAGCUGCACCAAAAAAUGUUAAAAACCAAAUGAAUUCGAUUUCAAAUAGCAAUAUAUUGUUGAAAGAACAUGUGCCCUCCCCCUCCCAUGUUCGCAUGUAAAAAUGCAAAUGCAACCUAAGCAAUGUUUUCGGUCAAAUGCUUUAAAUAAAUCUUAAAUAUACAACGGAA
Molecule: messenger RNA, 1236 nt
Organism: Drosophila willistoni
Lineage: Eukaryota; Metazoa; Arthropoda; Insecta; Diptera; Drosophilidae
Product: adenylate kinase isoenzyme 1
Exons: 4
Coding region: 343-1023 (226 amino acids)
Biological process (GO): nucleoside triphosphate biosynthetic process; ATP metabolic process
Cellular component (GO): cytoplasm; cytosol
Molecular function (GO): ATP binding; AMP kinase activity
Source: RefSeq, a predicted model, not a curated record